UGAGUCCAUAAAAUAAAAAUCACACACACACACACACAGAGUGAAUUGAAUCUCUCGCUAUCUCCUCCUACAAUACACGGGAGAUGUUCUUCCCUCCACCCUAUUGACACCUACCCUCUAAUUCGAUCCCUUCGCUCCUUUAAAGAGGAGAGAGCUGAAGCGAGUUUUUGUCAAAAUUAUUAAGCAAAACUCUAACAGAGCCGGACGGAUAAGCAAACAAAACAGAGGAUCAUCUUCUGGCCAUGCGACUCUGCCUGUCUGCAAACUCCCUCUCGAGAGAGGAUUCUUUGUUUUCUUUUUGUUUCUCAAGUCUCUGCUUUUUUCUUCUUUUUAUAAGAAAUGUCCACCACCGAUUCUCAUGCUCAUGCCCCUACUAAUCCCAAGCAAUGUCUUCUCUGCAACGCCGGCGCUGGUGCUGCUGCAGGAGUUAUUGCUGCUACAUUUGUGUGUCCUUUAGAUGUUAUCAAGACCAGGUUCCAGGUCCAUGGUCUGCCUAAGUACGAUGUUGCUACUAGUAGUAUUAAAGGGAGUCUUAUAGUUGGUAGUUUGGAACAAAUAUUUCGGAGGGAGGGGCUGCGCGGCAUGUACCGGGGGCUUUCUCCAACUGUGCUAGCAUUGCUUCCUAAUUGGGCUGUUUAUUUUACAAUAUAUGAACAGUUCAAAAGCUUUCUUUGCUCCAAUGAUGAAAGUCAUCAUCUUUCAAUAGGUGCUAACAUGAUCGCUGCUUCUGGUGCUGGAGCAGCAACAACUAUUUUCACAAAUCCUCUUUGGGUUGUAAAGACAAGACUUCAAACUCAAGGAAUGAGAGCAGGUAUCGUUCCAUAUAGGAGUACACUGUCUGCUUUGAGAAGAAUAGCUCAUGAGGAAGGCAUGCGUGGGUUGUACAGUGGUCUUAUCCCUGCAUUGGCUGGUGUUAGUCAUGUUGCCAUUCAAUUUCCAACAUAUGAGAAGAUCAAAAUGUACUUGGCCGCCCGAGGUAAUACCACAAUGGAUAAACUAGGUGCACGUGAUGUUGCUAUUGCCUCAUCAGUCUCCAAAAUAUUUGCUUCAACAUUGACAUAUCCACAUGAGGUUGUGCGCUCAAGGCUUCAAGAACAAGGCUUCCACUCAGAAAAGCGUUACUCCGGCGUGGUUGAUUGCAUAAAUAAAGUAUUUCAACAAGAGGGUCUCCUUGGAUUUUACCGUGGUUGUGCCACCAACCUUAUUAGAACAACCCCCGCUGCUGUUAUUACAUUCACUAGCUUUGAGAUGAUUCACAGGUUUCUUGUCACCCUUUUCCUUCCUGAUCCACAGCCUCACACAUUGUGAAGAUGGAUCUUAUUUGAGAAUAUUGCAUGGAUAGAUAUGGCUCGCAUUGCCUUGAACUGCAACAUGGAAGAGCAGAUGAGGUCAGUCAGUGUCAUGAUGUCUUUGUGAUAAUCGUUGCUCUAGAUUAUAUUUAUGUAUUCUUCAUUGUCUCAGGUAGCUCUUAGAAAAACUGGAUGCAUUGAUGCCCACAUCCCUGAUUGAAAUUCUGCAACAAGAAGUUGUCAGAUGGGGAGUGAAUAUCAAUUUACACUGACAGUGAUAAUGAUGAAAAAAACGAGAUGCUGUGUGAAAUUUUCAUAUCAGAACAUUUUAUGAAUAAUAAUCAGAAAUCAUUUAACAUCGUCUA
Molecule: messenger RNA, 1654 nt
Organism: Populus euphratica (Euphrates poplar)
Lineage: Eukaryota; Viridiplantae; Streptophyta; Magnoliopsida; Malpighiales; Salicaceae
Product: nicotinamide adenine dinucleotide transporter 1, chloroplastic-like
Exons: 9
Coding region: 340-1308 (322 amino acids)
Biological process (GO): transmembrane transport; nucleotide transport
Source: RefSeq, a predicted model, not a curated record